This is a messenger RNA of Mercurialis annua (annual mercury), 1328 nucleotides long. RefSeq names its product probable WRKY transcription factor 15. Gene Ontology annotation, molecular function: DNA-binding transcription factor activity; sequence-specific DNA binding. Gene Ontology annotation, biological process: regulation of DNA-templated transcription. NCBI's taxonomy places the organism in Eukaryota, Viridiplantae, Streptophyta, Magnoliopsida, Malpighiales, Euphorbiaceae. The coding region runs from base 89 to 1030 and encodes 313 amino acids. The transcript is spliced from 3 exons. The record is from RefSeq and is a predicted model, not a curated record.
CUGUAACCGAUGCCAUCAUUUUGACCAGACUUCUUCUUUAUCAACCCCUCCAUUUCCUCUUCCUUUUCUUGAUCUCACUUCUACAGUAAUGGCCGUUGAUCUCUUAAUGGCCUACACCAGAACCAACAGCUUCGCCUCCAAAAUGGACGAAAACGCCGUCGUUCAAGAAGCUUCCUCCGGUUUAGAAAGCGUUCAUAAGCUUAUCAAAUUACUCUCCCAAGAAAAACUAGUUCAUCAAGAAAUUAACUGUAAAGAAGUUGCCGACGUUGCCGUUUCGAAAUUCAAGAAAGUUAUUUCGCUGCUCGGAAGAACAAGAACCGGCCACGCUCGGUUCCGACGGGCUCCGGUGUCUAAUCAAUUUGUUGAUAAUAAGGUUUACUAUGCAACGCCGAUCCAGCAGAUUCCUCCGGCUUCGGCUGCGGCUCCGCCUCCGCCGUGCCAUGAUUAUUCUUCUGUGGUGAUGAUGAUGCCGGAGAGGAAAGAAUCUUGCUCUGCUACUACGAUUAAUUUCUCUUAUUCUUCUGCGGCGAAUUCUUUUGUGUCGUCUUUGACUGGCGAUACUAAUUAUGAGAGUAAACCGUCGUCUUCGUCAGCUUUUCAGAUCACUAAUCUUUCUCAAGUCUCUUCCGCCGGAAAACCUCCGCUUUCUACUACUUCUUCGUUGAAGAGAAAGUGUAGCUCUGAGAAUUUGGGCUCCGGCAAGUGUAAUUCUUCUGGUCGCUGCCAUUGCUCCAAGAAGAGCAGAAAGCAUAGAAUGAAGAGAGUAGUGAGAGUGCCAGCAAUUAGCCUGAAAAUGUCCGAUAUUCCGCCGGACGAUUAUUCUUGGAGAAAAUACGGACAAAAACCGAUCAAAGGCUCUCCUCAUCCAAGAGGGUACUACAAGUGCAGUAGUGUGAGGGGAUGUCCAGCACGUAAACACGUUGAAAGAGCUUUAGAUGACCCGUCAAUGCUUAUAGUCACUUAUGAAGGAGAUCAUAAUCAUUCUCUUUCAGUUGGAGAAACUUCAAAUCUUAUAUUGGAAUCUUCUUAAUUUAAUUUUUUUAAUUUUAUGAAUCUCGGCAUUAUCAAGAACAAAAGUGUAAUCAAACACGGUUCAAAAAUGGUUUAGUUAAUUAAUUAAUUUCAUGUUCAACUUUUGGAAGUGAAGUAGGUAGAGAAUUAGCUGUAGUGGUAGGUUAGUUUUAGUAAUGGCAGAAGAAAAAAAUGGUAGAGAUCAAUCUAUUUCAUUUCUGUAAAAUACUUUGGAAUAUGGAUUUGUCUCUUUUUUUUUUCUCUUUUCCUUUGAAUCCAAGAAAGCAUGUUAUCAAUGAAAGCGGUCUGAUUUAUAA